GGGCGGGGGAAAAGUCAACAAGAAAUAUGAGUAUGCAUUCGGCCAGCUGCAUACUUCGUGGUUGUCGUCCGACUUCUGUUGUCGGAUGCUAUGCUUUUCCAUCGCGCAGCAUCGCCUAGGCACAUCAACGUCAGUCACGAUCGUUGAGAGGUCUUGCAACGUAAGAUGGCGCCUACGGCGACGACACAGACCCAGGAUCCUCCACCAGCUGGUAAAACCGACGUGGAUCAGAGUACAACCUCACCGAUCAGUUCGCCAUCAUGUCAGCUUGCCGAAUCAGUCCUCGCCACAAGCUAUGCCACCCAACAAGGACCAAUGUCGCCCGAGGCAAUAUUGCGACUUCUUCGCAACCAAGUCUGCAAUGACAACCAAUGCGAACCUCCUGAGGGUAUAGAUCCAAGUGCUGUGGUUGUUGCCAGAGAUGACAAGUCUCUGUACAAGAAGUGCGAGAUAUCCGUGGGACUGGCAAAUGGGCUGGAAGGUUAUGUGUUUCGUCAGACAGAACCAAUUGGCGAGCUUCAGAAUGAAUGUUCAACUAGCAUCGACAACAUGAUCGACGAGAUCGGAGGACUGGCUAAAGCGUGUUGGUGGGUCGGGUCCCAUAAGAAUCAAGUUUACCAAGCUGGAUUUCGCAGCCUGAACCCUAGUGGCAACUCCUCUCUCCACAUGCAGCAACACAUCCCAAUCACUGGAACACUUGCAGACGCUUCGCCACCUGGCCAGGUAGAGGUCGAGCACAAAGGCAGCACCCCAAAGCAAGUCAUACCAAUUGUCGUGGGAGUGGCAGUUGGCGUGCUCUGCAUCAUCAUCGGUCUGGUCAUAUUUCUCAUAUGGAAGCGUAACAAGCGCGAGCGACAACGAUGGCGAGCCGCGCUUGAGAGACGAGCCAGAAGAAAGGCCAGGAAACACACGCCUGGACAUGAUCACACGGCAAGCGCUCACAGCACCACUCUUCUGGGCAGUCUCACGAGUGGCAACAAGAGCUGGAACAUUCUCGGAACGGCUCACAAUCAGACUGCAGCCUUGCCACCUGAAGGAACCCAAUCGACGACUGGGACACAAGAAACACGAGAAAAAGAAAAGAUCCCUGUCACCGAUGAGACGGUCGCAGCGGGUCUGCACGAUGAGGCAAUCGCCAGGAAGUUGCAAAGGAAAUACGAUGCAGCGCAUGAGCGAAAUAUCCAAGCUGCUUCCGGUGGCACUGGCCGGGAUGACCGAGUGCAAAGCCCGCAACCGCCCAACUACGAUGCCGUUAACGCUGGGAAUGCCAUGGAUAUGGUUCAAGGUCCAAUCGCUAACAGGAUUUCGCAAUUUGCUCCAGCGCUAGGUCCUGAUAGAUACCGAUUCUCCAAUGUGACUCGGGAAGAUGAACCGCCUCUACCUACCUCCCGGACAGCGGAAGGUGUGGGAAAUGAUGCGGCAGAUGGGCGCGAUUCCGAUGAGCACAUCAUUCCGCCUGUUGAGCCACGAGAGCCGCGAAGAGUCCGAAGUCCCCCAGUCUGGCGUGGUACGGGCGAGGACCGCCACCACUACGUCUUCCCACCACAGCGCCCUCUUCCACAACGCCCUCUUCCAGAACGACCUCUGCCCGAGAGACCUUCUCAUUCGCCCGUAGGUUGGCGGAACACAAUGGACACCCUUGAAGGUUAUGACAUGGGCGGCUCUUCUUCUCCAGAAAAGCUUCUGCCGAGCAGACCAGAAGUCAGAAGCCCUCGAGGCUGGAAAGCUGCAGAUGAUGAGUGAGAAAUGCACCAUCUCCAAAUGCUUUGGCCAGUUUCGCUGACGAGAAUUGUCUUUCCUCAGCUCCCUUGCGGCCGUUCUUCAUCAAGAUGCCUCUGCGACUGCUGAUCGAGGCAAAUCGCCCGAACCCAAGAGGCCGGAAUCUAGGGUGCGAACGGCCACGAGUGAGGAGCUGGCACUGGGUCUUUUAUAUGCGGGUAUGAAUACGCCGAGACCGAGAGCAAGGGGUGCGUCGCAGUGAGAGGAGGUGAGAUUGUAAUACCCUGUAGUGUAUAUAUGUCGAGAAGAAUGGCAGUUCGUAUGAUCGAGA
Molecule: messenger RNA, 2050 nt
Organism: Cercospora beticola
Lineage: Eukaryota; Fungi; Ascomycota; Dothideomycetes; Mycosphaerellales; Mycosphaerellaceae
Source: RefSeq, a predicted model, not a curated record